AGUCCAGUGAGGAUGGUUUCUGCUCAGACCUGAGGGUCUUACUCCGCCAGUUGCCAGAUGUCCACUACAGCCUCCUACAGUACCUCUGUCUCUUCCUCACCCAGGUGGACCAGCGCCACAGGGAGAACCUCAUGACCGCUCUCAAUCUGGCAACUGUCUUCGGCCCCAAUGUCUUCCAUGUGUCCUCUGGGUUCGAUGGGAUCCAGGAGCAGAACAUCUGUAAUAAGAUCAUGGCAAAGCUGAUCCAGAACUACAGCAGCAUAUUCAACAACAACCACCAAGAUGACGACCAUAAAGAAGAGCACUGUGUCUUCAAUAGAGAUGGAGACAGAGGAGAAUACAUACAGGAAUCUCCACCCUCUAACAUCAUCAUUGUUAAAGAGGCCAAGGAGACCCCGGUGAAUAGGACAGAUACUGAGUCACCGAAAACCCUCGGAACCACACCAAUCACUCCCACACACACUCAAAAGACACCAAAAAAGACAGCUAUUCCAGUUCCCAGAAAGAAAAAGGCUGCAUCCAGCAGUCCACCAGAUGACACGAAGUCAUCAAAAGAACUAUCCAAUGACAAUCCAAUCAUAACUCCAAGGAAACAGAAGGUGAGGAAAGUAAAGCACGAGACGGCGACAGUGCUCCGAGCCGUGCCCCUUCCCAGUCUCUCUCCUGGCCUACCCUAUGUGAGGCCCCUGGUCCUACCCGUUCCCCUGGCUCCGGAGGUGAGGAGCCCCAGACCUGAGAGAAUGGAGCUGACCCCACAGGAACCUCAGGGACCAGCCACGGACGCCUGGGACGUCAGCGCGGUCAAGACCACGGAGGUCCUGAACAGCUCCCAAGAGGAAGACAGCAGACCCAUAUCUCCUUUCUACAUAAGGUAGGUCCUGGUCUUGUUUUUGUCCUGAGAAAAGAGGUCGACAGGAUGUUAUUAUGGAGAUGUGGGGUCAUGGGGCCUAUCCGCUGCAUUUCAUGCCAU
Messenger RNA from Oncorhynchus tshawytscha (Chinook salmon), 970 nucleotides. RefSeq names its product protein FAM13B-like. Lineage: Eukaryota; Metazoa; Chordata; Actinopteri; Salmoniformes; Salmonidae. The annotation marks the transcript as partial. Gene Ontology annotation, biological process: signal transduction. The transcript has 6 exons. The record is from RefSeq and is a predicted model, not a curated record.